CAUUCCAAGAUCAGGAUGCGGUUCAUUGGUUGUGCUUGUCUGGUCCUCAGCUGCCUGGUAGCCUAUUCCUCGCCAGCUCUCUUGGCUCCAAUUCGACCAGUUGGCCAAAAUGUCAGUACCGCUCCGGCCAGCAACUUUGCUUUGGAGUUGAAGGGUGUCAUCCGCCAGAUACCCAUUGGCGAAAUUGAAAAACUAGUCCAGGCCUAUCUCCUCAACGAUCCCGAAUUCCAGGCCGUGAUCAGGGCCGUCAAUUCGCUACCUGCCUAUAGAUUCUUCCGGCAAUUGGCCAACCAACCGGAAGUGCGACAGCUUCAGCAAUGGCUCUCCCAGCAGCUGAUUUUGUCCGGGGGCUCCCUGAAGAUCUUCGACUACCUGGAACUGGAGAUCAAGGUGUUCAAUAAGUAUCCAUUCUGGUCGCAGCUGGUAAACGGUGUCCAAGGAUUUGAAACUGAAUUCGCGCAAGUGUAUCCUGUGGAAUUGAUUCGAUCUCUGCUGGAACCGAGUGCCACUCAGACUAGUCCGCUUCUCUCGGAACUCUGGCGUCGUUUGGUGUCCUUGCGACCAGUUUACGAAAGGGUGAUAGCCUCUGCCCAAGGAAAGGCCAUUACCAAUGAGCUCCAACGCCUGGGAGUGAAUAUAAAUGGUGUGGAUGCCAUCAUUAGGUAUCAGUUUGGUUGGACCAAUGCUACUUGGAGUACUCCCAGUAACAAUUAUGAUUAUUAUUAUUAUUAAAAACGAUAUAUAUUG
Drosophila bipectinata is the source of this 747-nucleotide messenger RNA. RefSeq names its product materazzi (gene mat). NCBI's taxonomy places the organism in Eukaryota, Metazoa, Arthropoda, Insecta, Diptera, Drosophilidae. The record is from RefSeq and is a predicted model, not a curated record.